UGCCCGGGCAGAGCGACGCACUUCUGCGCGUCUGGCUCUGACAUCACUGGCUAUGAAGUUACAGAUAUGGCAAUGCCACUCUUGCAGACAGUUUAGUCUUCUUGAGACGGACAGACUAAAGCCACCGCCAUCAUGUCGCUCAGCUGGUCAGCGAAAGACCACAAAAACAUGAAUCAACCUGCCGCGACCGGACAAAAGCGAUCGCGCAACGACGCGGGGAACAAAGUGACGGUGGUGCUCGGUGCUCAGUGGGGAGACGAAGGCAAAGGAAAAGUCGUCGAUUUAUUGGCGACUGAAGCUGACAUUGUAUGCAGAUGCCAGGGAGGUAACAAUGCAGGACACACAGUGGUCGUGGAUGGCAAGGAGUAUGACUUCCACCUUCUCCCCAGUGGAAUCAUCAACCCCAAAAGCACAUCACUCAUUGGUAAUGGAGUGGUCAUACAUCUACCUGGCUUGUUUGAGGAAGGUGAUAAAAAUGAGAAGAAAGGUCUGAAAGGCUGGGAGAAGAGACUAAUUGUCUCAGACAGAGCUCACCUCGUGUUUGACUUCCACCAAGUUGUCGAUGACUUACAGGAAACUGAAAGACAAGCACAAGAAGGAAAGACCAUUGGAACAACCAAGAAGGGCAUCGGACCUGCGUACUCGAGCAAAGCAUCUCGCACUGGCCUACGUGUUUGUGACCUCCUGGGUGACUUUAAGGACUUCUCCACAAGAUUCAAAAAUCUUGUCCGCCAGUACCAAUCCAUGUAUCCAUCCUUGACGGUUGAUGUUGAAGACCAACUGAAAAAACUCAAGGAGUAUGCUGAGAGAUUGCGGCCGAUGGUCAGAGAUGGGGUCUAUUACAUGUAUGAAGCUCUUCAUGGAUCUCCAAAGAAAAUUCUGGUUGAAGGGGCCAACGCUGCUCUUCUUGAUAUUGACUUUGGCACAUAUCCUUUUGUGACAUCAUCAAACUGCACUGUGGGCGGGGCGUGCACUGGUCUCGGCAUCCCCCCUUUGAAUAUUGGUGAUGUGUUUGGUGUAUCAAAGGCCUACACUACCAGAGUGGGAAUAGGAGCCUUCCCCACAGAACAACUCAAUGCAGUGGGAGAGCUUCUGCAGACAAGGGGUCAUGAGGUGGGUGUAACCACGGGAAGAAAGCGACGUUGCGGCUGGUUGGAUCUUGUCAUCGUCAGAUAUGCUCAUAUGAUUAAUGGCUUCACAGCCAUUGCUUUGACAAAACUUGACAUUCUGGAUGUGCUAGAUGAAAUUAAAGUUGGAGUCGCCUAUAAGCUCAAUGGGAAAAGAAUUCCUCAUUUCCCAGCCAACAUGGAUGUUUUGCAAAAGGUGGAGGUUGAAUAUGAGACCUUCCCUGGUUGGAAGACUGACACAUCUGCAGCCAGGAAGUGGAACGACCUCCCGGCCAAGGCACAAAACUACAUCCGUUUCAUCGAGAACCACAUUGGAGUUCCUAUCAAGUGGGUUGGUGUUGGAAAGUCCAGAGAGUGUAUGAUCCAGAUGUUCUAAGAGGAAACCUUUAUCUUCCCUUGAUGGAAGCACAUGAGGCAUCUUUUCAUCUUCUAAAAUCAUCUUCUCCAUUAAUUAAUAAACAAAACAUUCAUGUAAUCUUUGUGCAUUGUUGGCUGUGUCUUCUAUCACUACACUGACUAGAUUUAAUCAUAAGUGUCAAUUUAUGUCCAUAUGCCAACUAAAUGAGAACAAAUGUUUUCAGAUAAAAGCUAAUAUGUCCAGAGAGGGCACUCAGUAGAUCAUUUAUCAAGCUAAUUUGAUUUCUGGAGCCCAACUUGACUGUCAGGGAAAUUAAAUAUAAUCAACUCAUGCAACAGUUCCAAAAUUAUGCACUGUUCGAUCUCUGUGUGUUGGGACUGAGUUAAUCAUUAUAAGUGGUUUAACUUGGAGAAAAUAAUCACAUCCAAAUACUAACACACUUUUGAUACUUGAGAAUGUUCUUUUUCCUGUGUCUGGUUUACUCAAAGUGUCAACACCAAUCUGCAGCUACAAAUUUCUGAAAUUAAAAAACAGAAAUUACAAACUCGCGACAGCCCAUGAAGGCAGCACACCGUGAAAGGCUUAGGAUAAAGUUUAUGGAACCAGAAACCACGUGACAGCCGAGGAGUUGUUGGAUUGGCUCUGUGAUUUCACGUGACAAUAAGGGAUGUGUUUGAUUGGCUUCCUGCGGCCUGUCUUGCAGUUUUCCCGCAACAAACAAGUGUUGAAGAACACGGGGGGAGUUUUCGCAUCGAAAAUGCCGAAACGAGCUUGUCCUUUUCCUGAAACCUUCUCUUCCCAAUACAAAAUACAUAUCGGACAACAGGAGCUGAAUAAUUACGGUGUGUUUGGGAAUAAAUACAAGCAAGAAAUCUACG
Molecule: messenger RNA, 2363 nt
Organism: Scatophagus argus
Lineage: Eukaryota; Metazoa; Chordata; Actinopteri; Scatophagidae
Gene: adss1
Product: adenylosuccinate synthase 1
Exons: 13
Coding region: 133-1503 (456 amino acids)
Biological process (GO): IMP metabolic process; 'de novo' AMP biosynthetic process
Cellular component (GO): cytoplasm
Molecular function (GO): adenylosuccinate synthase activity; GTP binding
Source: RefSeq, a predicted model, not a curated record